UGUGCGGAUUUCUAGCCUACUGACUUAUAUUAAAUCGCGAAAUAAAAAAUGAUAAAAUGGAAAACUUUAAGAAAUUCAAAUCUUGGACACGCCCACGCACUCACAAAUUUCUCUAAACAUCUGUCAGGGAAUUUACCAUGAUAGAUUCAAGGCAUUUUAUAGAGUGAAUGGACUGGCGUCGCCUGCUCUGUAGAUUUCUCAAGAAAAACAACAGCAAUAGGAAACUUCAUUUGAAAAAUUCAAUGGCUGAGCGAUAUUUUUCGAACACGAUGCCCGAUUUUGUUCAAGAAGAUGAAGAAGAAUCGGUAGCAGCUAAAGAUGGAGAUGACCAAGUGUUGAAUUUAUUGCGCUUGCCUUACGAUUUGGCCGCCAAAAAGUUUCUUCAAGCCGCUUCAACUCUCAAAGACGAGAUUGUGAGAGAAACGUGGACUAACUCUCAGGCUAUUGUAAGGGAUUUCAGCCUGUACACAGGCUCUCUUGGAACUGCAUAUUUGUGUCUCAAAGCUUAUGAGGCGACAGAAAACCCAGAUGACUUGUCUCUUUGCACACAGAUUAUUGAAUCCUGUGUUACAGCUGCUCGAGGCAUGAGGGAGUAUGUAACAUUUAUUUGUGGACAAGCUGGUGUAUAUGCAUUAGGAGCAGUUGCUGCCAAGUACAGUGGUGAUCAGCAGCUGCAAGAACAUUAUCUAAAUCUUUUCAAAAAGAUUCCUAAACAGCUUGACUCUUAUGACGUGCCUUACGAAUUAUUGUAUGGUAGAGCUGGGUUUUUGUGGGCAGUGGCUUUCUUGAAUAAAUAUUUUGAGGUUGAGACAAUUCCCUCCAGCAUCACGGAUCAUGUAGUUAAUGAUAUUUUAAAAGCAGGAAAAAGCCUAUCCCAUAAGGAUUGUCCUUUAAUGUAUGAAUGGCAUGGAAAAAAGUACUGGGGUGCAGCCCAUGGUCUGGCAGGGAUUAUGCAUGUCUUGAUGCAUUUUCAACUAAGUAAAGAUGCUGAGAAAGAUGUAAAAGAAACUCUCCACUACAUGAUUGAACAUCGAUUUCCUAGUGGUAAUUACCCAUCAAGUGAGGGGAGCACCACAGAUAGGCUAGUACAUUGGUGCCAUGGGGCUCCUGGUGUUGCUCUUACACUGUGCAAGGCUGCUCAGGUGUUUCCUGAAGAUGAAGAAUUCAAAGAAGCUGCACUAGAUGCUGGGGAAGUAGUAUGGAAUCGAGGAUUGCUACGAAGAGUUGGUAGCUGCCAUGGUAUUAGUGGUAAUGCGUAUGUGUUUCUAGCUCUAUAUCGUUUAACAGGAGAUAAAAAACAUCUUUAUCGAGCCAAGGCAUUCACGAGUUUCCUACUGGGUCGGUCUCAUGAGCUUAUUUCUGCUGGACAAAUGCAUGGAGGGGAUCAUCCCUACUCAUUGUUUGAAGGACUUGCUGGAACUGCACACUUGUGGUAUGACAUGAUUAGACCUUUGGCAGCUAAAUUUCCAGCAUACGAGCUCUAGAUCAAUGCAGUGUCAGGUUGUACAUAUCACCAUUAUGAUACCUAUUCAAUGGGUGUGUUAGGAAGACUUUUUUAGAUCUGUCUGGUGUCUAACAUUUUAUGUAGUUUCACAAGGAAACUUUUGACAGAUAUAUGAAAUCUUCAAACUGUAGGAAGCAUAGGAGUCGUGACCUUGAUCUUCAAACUGUAGGAAGCAUAUUGAUGUUCAAUAUGCUGCUGAUAAGAAAUACAGACAAUAAAAGAAAUCUUAUCUGGCUUGUAUUUCUAUAAGCCAACUUCUUAGUGCAUUUUUCUAUGUUUGUAAAUAAGAUGGUAAUGUGUUUGUUUGACCA
Cryptomeria japonica (Japanese cedar) is the source of this 1815-nucleotide messenger RNA. RefSeq names its product lanC-like protein GCR2. The record is from RefSeq and is a predicted model, not a curated record. Lineage: Eukaryota; Viridiplantae; Streptophyta; Pinopsida; Cupressales; Cupressaceae. The transcript is spliced from 6 exons. The coding region runs from base 168 to 1484 and encodes 438 amino acids. Gene Ontology annotation, cellular component: plasma membrane. Gene Ontology annotation, biological process: peptide modification; carbohydrate metabolic process.